Messenger RNA from Erinaceus europaeus (western European hedgehog), 2045 nucleotides. RefSeq names its product WW domain binding protein 2 (gene WBP2). Gene Ontology annotation, molecular function: transcription coactivator activity; chromatin DNA binding. The record is from RefSeq and is a predicted model, not a curated record. The transcript has 8 exons. Bases 194 to 979 code for a protein of 261 amino acids. Gene Ontology annotation, cellular component: nucleus. NCBI's taxonomy places the organism in Eukaryota, Metazoa, Chordata, Mammalia, Eulipotyphla, Erinaceidae. Gene Ontology annotation, biological process: positive regulation of DNA-templated transcription.
ACGCAGGAGAAACUGAGGGGGAAAGAGAGGACUUAAGUCGGACAACUUGACACUUGGGGAUCAAGUGAUUGGGCCAGCCUCCGCAGCAGGGCUGUGAUUGGCCGACUGUAAUACGAACGACGCCACGAGGGGCGGGUCGAAGAGCGGCGCAGGCGCAGUGCGUUGCGAGUCUCGGGACCCUUUUCCAGAGACUAUGGCGCUCAACAAGAACCACUCGGAGGGCGGCGGGGUGAUCAUCAACAACACGGAGAGCAUCCUGAUGUCCUAUGACCAUGUGGAACUUACAUUCAAUGACAUGAAGAAUGUGCCAGAGGCUUUCAAAGGGACCAAGAAAGGCACUGUCUACCUUACUCCUUACCGGGUCAUCUUUCUGUCCAAGGGGAGGGAUGCCAUGCAGUCCUUCAUGAUGCCCUUUUACCUGAUGAAGGACUGUGAGAUCAAGCAGCCAGUGUUUGGCGCAAACUACAUCAAGGGGAUGGUGAAGGCUGAAGCAGGAGGUGGCUGGGAAGGCUCUGCCUCUUACAAGUUGACCUUCGCAGCGGGGGGCGCCAUUGAGUUUGGACAGCGGAUGUUACAGGUGGCAUCUCAAGCCUCCCGAGGUGAAGUCCCCAAUGGAGCCUAUGGGUACUCUUACAUGCCCAGCGGGGCCUAUGUCUUUCCCCCGCCAGUCGCCAAUGGAAUGUACCCCUGCCCUCCUGGCUACCCCUAUCCACCGCCCCCACCUGAGUUCUACCCAGGACCUCCCAUGAUGGAUGGGGCCAUGGGCUAUGUGCAGCCUCCACCACCACCCUAUCCUGGGCCCAUGGAGCCCCCAGUCAGUGGUCCUGAUGUCCCUUCCACUCCUGCAGCUGAAGCCAAGGCCGCAGAAGCAGCUGCCAGCGCCUAUUAUAACCCCGGCAACCCGCAUAAUGUGUACAUGCCUAUGAACCAGCCUCCACCGCCUCCCUACUACCCCCCGGAAGACAAGAAGACCCAGUAGACCCCUUGUGCCCCCUGCUUCCCACCUGCCAUGGCUCUUCCUUCCCUUUGGGGCUAAGACUGAGGGUGAGGUGUAGGGAGCGCUUGCUCUUCUGCAAGUUUAAUGAAAAGCAUUUACCAGGAACUAUCAUGGAGGGAAGAGGAGCCCCUGAAUGCAGGGCGGCACCUUCUCACUUCCCAGGCUAGUUCAGAGCCCAGGCUCCCUCACUGUCUGCACUGUCUCUGGAGUGCCCCUGGGGAGCACACGGUAGCACCCUCAUUCUUGUUUUGCUUCGGUGGCUUUUGCUCAUACAGGGACACUGGCCUCCUCCACCUCUGUCACAGUUCAGCUCCUCAGUUCAGUGGCCACUUAACACUCAGCCCCAUGAGGGCCACGCCUGCCCAGUCAACGUGGCUUCCCAAGGAUCCCGCCAGGUCCUGCUCAUAUUCCCCCCCGCUCUUGUCUGCUUCCCGAGGAAGGCCACCUGCCUCUGGACACCCAAGCCCACAUUCCAUGCCCAGCCAGCCUCCAGCUCGUCUCACUUGCCUGCCCUGCCCCUGCCCAUUCUGUUGCUACUGCUCUGUGACUUCACAUGAACUGCCAGGAGUGGCGUGGCAUCAGGGCCACCAUGGCUUGAGCCAGAGCCCUUCUGCCUUCCCUCUAGCAUAUCUGGAAUUUCUUUUCCUUUUCUUUGUUUUAGCUCUUCUCCUUUUGAAGAGCCUUUUUGGACUGGAACUGGGAAAUGCAUGUCUGUUCUAUCAUACCAUUGGGGGACUGUUGGGUUGACGGCCUCAGACGCCCAGCCCUUGAGGUUCAGCCUGAACCUGUGCCCCUCAGCUUGUCUUCCCUCCAAGCUUGGUGUCUCGUUGAUGAGACACCCCCCGCCAAUGCACUAAAAUUUGUUCUCAUUGCUCCUGGACUGGCCCUGAAGCGAGGAGAUGGUUAUUUAAAGAGAAUCCACUAUUUAUUUGACAAAAAAAAAUAAAAUAAAAUAAAAAUCCAGUUAAUAUAUGAAUGUGAAAUAAACUCUGUUUGCACCUUGAUUUGUUUGCUGAAAAUGUGAAAUAGUAAAAAUGAAGUAACUGGA